This is a messenger RNA of Cordyceps militaris CM01, 2499 nucleotides long. Its product is annotated as ankyrin repeat-containing domain. The transcript has 11 exons. Lineage: Eukaryota; Fungi; Ascomycota; Sordariomycetes; Hypocreales; Cordycipitaceae. The record is from RefSeq and is a predicted model, not a curated record. Gene Ontology annotation, molecular function: protein binding. The coding region runs from base 1 to 2499 and encodes 832 amino acids.
AUGAAGAACACAGCCUUUAUGCUGGCGGCCGGUUUACUCAGACUCUCCAAGCGGCCACUCUCGCCCAACGAGAUCCGAUCCGUGCUCGAGUGCUGCAGCGAGGGAUACGGCAUGGGCGAACCCGGCGCCUUGAAAGGCAUAGACAUGAUGAUGCGCAUCCAGAGUAUUUCGGGCGGGCUAGUCGAGUGCUACCUACCGCGUCACCAUCAGCAGCACCAGCUCCAGCACAGGUAUCAUCAUCUCUUCCACCACAACCACCAGCAGCAGCGCAGCGCAGCACUGACGACGCAAGCCAGCGUCGUUCGCCUCAUGCACCAGUCGGUGGGCGACUUCCUGCUCGAUGAUGCCGGCCUCGGCAUCCUCGACGCGCAGUUCAAGGUUGCCGAUUCCGCAGCGCAGUUUCACCUCGCUGCGUUUCGACUCUGCUUGCGCACGGUGCGCUGCAAGAUCGACACCGACUACAACGAGGUCGAGAUUCCCUUCCUGUCGUACGCCGUGCUAUUUUGGAGCAUGCACGCCCGGCAAGGCGAGACAAACAUGGAGGACGACGGCGACGACGACGACGACAAGGACGGCACCUAUGCCGAAUUGCUCGACGACUGCGGCAGCAACGGCGCCAAGGAGCUCGUCCGUUUAUUCAAGCAGCACAACCACUUCCGCCAGUACAAGGCGUUGGCGGACAGUGAUGUGCCCAGCACAACCAUGCUCUCGGGCGAGACAAGCGUCCUCGCCUUCCUGGCACUUGCGGGCUGCACCGAGCUCGUGAAGCGCCAUCUCGCAAAGUGCCCUGAUUGCCAGCCGUCUUCGUCGUCAUUGCCGAAGCCGGCCAGUCGCGUGCGCCAUCUACAGCGAGCCUUUAUGCUAGCUGUUCACGGCGGCCAUGCAGCCACGGCCAAGGCCAUCUUGGAUCAUCCCGCGCGCGCGUAUGCCGGCAUCGACGUCAAUGGCGCGGCCCCCAACAACGACAACGAAACUCAGACGCCGCUGUUCACGGCGUGUGUGAUGGGCCACGCCGACACGGUAUCCAUGCUGCUGGGUCGCGGCGCCGAUCCUCUGCGGUGGCACGACGUGCAGUUCGAGUAUGCGCUGUUUGCGGCGGCCGCGCAUGAGGACACGCAUGUCGUCAAAGCCAUAUUUGAGCACUGUCGCAGCAACCCGACGCUGAUGGUGACGCUUUUGUCGACGCAGGCCAAGGGCGGCUACACCGUGUUCCACCACGUCGUCGUCCAGGGGCGCUCGAAGGUGCUCGACUGGCUACUCAACGAAGCCGCGCGGGCUGUCAACGACGUGCUGGUAAAGGCUCUCACGCAGGGCGACGACGACGACGACACGGCAUAUGAUGUGGCUGUUCUGAUGCUGAAAACUCUCGAGGAGGAGGGGACGAUAGACAUCGCGGCGGACGAAAAGUCGCUUAAGCAUGCUGUAUCAAAGCUGGAGGGCCUUAUGCAAGCGAACAAAAUUCCACAUCGCAUACUUUAUCAAGUCCUCGACGAGUUAUCAAUCAAGCUGGCUGCUUGGUCAAGUCCGGGUUCAAUCGAGCCAGAGAUAGCCACACUGCCCAGGAGGGGAUGGACUCUGGUGCGGGUAGAUGAGGAAUGGGGAAAGUGCUCGGAGGUGGGAUGUCGCAGGGCACGACGGCCGGACAGAAGGUCCCGUGUGAAUUGGGCAACCACAACCUUGGUUCCUCUAUCUACAGCGACUGAUGCUAAUGCUAUUUAUUACGCCCGGAGGGAAUCCCUUGGAGGGCCACUGCGCUAUGCUAUUUACGAAUUCAUUACAUUGUUGCAUGUCUCGUCAAGCCCCUCAGAUGUUGCUCUUUCGGUGCUGCGGCGACUGUACAUGGGCACCCGGGUGCCUACGCAGAAUGGCACCUGGGUGCCCAAAACAUGUGUCACGGAGUGCUGUGGCUUACGAGCUAGUGCCAAAGACAACGUCAAAAUGCCUCUGUACGGGGACUUGCAGGUCAAUCAUCUCUUCCAAGACGCGAAGGAAUUCCAGUGGACCCCUGCCUCGGAUUCCACCGCCGUCAUGCUCACCAGUGGCCGCAAGGCAGGCACUGCUGUGGCCGUCGCUGAAGGCAGGCAAAGCAGGUAUCUUCCGACGAGGGUAGGCGGCUUUUCUGUUGAACAUGUGCUAGCUGCAGCCUUGAUGAGCGACGGGAAGUCGUGGCCCAUAGUUAAGAGCAGUGUGUCCAACAACCAAGUAGGGCAAAAAUUGACCCCAUUACUUUACCUGUCUGUUGCAUGGCGAAUCCACCAGUCCAGCGGGUUUUCAACCUCUAGAUCCGCCUUGUUCGUCCUGGCCAUAAAUUCAUCGAGCUCGGAGGUCAGCUUUGCGCGCUUUCUUCCACUCGUUUCUGAUGUCGCCGCAGCGGCGAGCCCAGUCAUAUCAUAUAUGAUACGCACAGGCCAUGGUCUCUCAGCUGAGGCUAAGCUGACAUCAAGGUCAUCAUCCGCAAAAGCUACUCGUGUUUUGUGCAACCGCCUUCAAGGAAUUUGA